UGUCCAGAAGCGUUGCAGUCAGGCCACUGUACGCGUUCUGGCUGUCGCGACCAGCACGAUGUCGCAGAGUGUGUGCCAUGCAGACGGUUCAUUCCUACCCAAGUGAUGCAGGCGCACGUCAACGGACGGGCGCACUCGACGGACGAAUCGAACACUCUACCAGGACCAGUGGCAGUCCCAGGAGCAUCUUGGUGCGAUGUAUGCCGCAUACUCGUGUAUGUGGGAACGCAGGGGUUCGAUGCGCAUACACAGGGUAAAUGCCACAAAUCAAAUGUCGAAUUGAUGUCCACGGGCGCUUCGCCGGGCGCAAUCCCCAUCCCUGAAGGAUUCGCGCGUUGCGAUGUCUGCCAGAAGACAUUUAAACGAUCGAAACGGAACCUUCAUCUCAAGUCACAACAACAUUUGAAUCAGCAGAAAUAUGUUGGUAUUGACAAAACUCUCGGUGACGCCUCUGACGAUGGCGAUAUUAUUAUCCAUCCUACAGACGGCCAUGACUUUGGCGUCGUGGAGCGGGCCGAUGACCAGUCUCUGUUCGCCUCAAGCGUGGCGAGAUUCACCAUCCAUCUUGAUGCGUGCGCGCCUGCAUCGCUGAGGUCAUGCCCCAAGGUCUCAUUGAUCGAGGUCAAGCUAUCAUCCUCGCAGUCAUUGCAGACCGACAUGUUUUCAAGCUUCCUUGUAGAAAUCGAGGGAGAUUCAAGAUGGAUAGAGCCAGAUACCUCGUUGCGUGUCAUGGUGACUCUGAUUCCUUCUUACGAAGGCCGCUUCGAGGACAGCCUUCUUUUCGUGUUCCAUAACUUCUCCUCAAAGACCGAUCUCACAAUCUCUCGCCCAGUGUCCGGCAUCGCAGGUUCAUUGAUUGAUCAAAAACGCCUGCGAGUUCCUGAGACGCCCCACAGAUCCCGUCGGCCGCCACGACCUAACCCUUCGAACUUUGUUCCAUUGAAGCCUCCCACAUGGACGAGAACACAAUAUGAGAACUUGCUUCCCGAAUUUCCCUUGCCAUCGACGUUUGCAGAGACUCUGCACUCAUCAAAGUUUGAUAAAGAGAUCAAGCACGCUGCCCAAGCGCCCAUGCCGGUCGAACUGAAUGUCGACACGUAUCGAGAUUACUUCGAGACUUUAUUGUGGCUUGAAGAGGCGUACAUUAGGUGCGCUCUAUGCUUGUAUUUUGGCGACAGCUAUUCUGACCUUUCAAGCAAGAUUGAUUUCGCUCACGAAGAUGAGCUAAAUUUGCCAGACAUCAAAGUCGGAGACUACCUCAUACUCGACCAACUAUCGACCGACACAUGCUAUGAAGUGCGCAUACAUUCAGGCGGGUACUUAUUCAUGGAAGACGGAUUUGUUGGACCACUUGUCCUUCGCGUGCCAAAGGGGUUUAGCACAUACCGUGGCUUCAAGUUCGGCUUGAGAUUUGUACUCAAUCGGAUGCCGCUACGUAGAAUGCAUCUCGCAGUAUCAGCCCCGUUCAAAUUUGGUCCGGCCAGGGUGCUUUUUCCUACACUGACACCGACACCCACGACUCCGGCAUAUGACGUCGGCGAGAUCGAGUUUUACAACUUAAGCAUUGGGCAGGAUGAGGAACAAACUCGAACAAUCUGUUCGAUACUGUAUCUGCCGCCUGGUAGCGUUCCAUUUAUCCUGUAUGGCCCCCCCGGCUCAGGGAAAACGGCCACGAUCACGGAGGCGAUUCUCCAACUACUCAAGCGUCGCUCUAGCUGCAGGAUUCUUGCAUGUUGCCCUAGCAAUUCUGCAGCUGAUGAACUAACGACACGCCUCUCAACUCACUUGUCCACAGGCGACAUGUUUCGUCUCAAUGCCUUUUCUCGACCUUUGCAGGAUUGUAGGGAGCCAGUGGUACCGUACACUUUGAGUAACGAUCAUGAUACGUUCGCUUUUCCUCCCAAGUCUGCCAUGGUCAAAUUCCGCAUCGUUGUGUCUACCUGCAGCUCGGCGGGCGUCCUUCAGAGCCUUGGUAUACCCACCGGCUAUUACAGUCAUGUCUUCAUCGACGAGGCCGGGCAGGCCGAGGAACCUUUGACCUUGAUUCCUAUUGCCGCCGUUGCGGGCCACGAUACCAACAUCAUUCUAGCUGGAGAUCCAAAACAGUUGGGACCUGUCGUAAAGUCGCAUAACGUCGGGUUGCGGCGUAGCUUCUUGGAGAGGCUGAUGUCUCAAAAAAUAUAUGACCCUGCAGUCGGGGACGGACGGACGAUCGUUCAACUCAAGAAUAACAGGAGAUCGCACGAAGCAAUUUUCACCUUUUCCAAUCAACGUUUUUAUGACAAUCAGCAACAGUGUGCCGGGGACCCUAAGAUCACGCAUUCCCUGCUAGGCAGCUCUGUUCUCGUGAAUAAAGCAUUCCCCGUCGUUUUCCACGGGAUCCAGGGAAGGGACAGAUACGGAAAUUCGAGAUCGUUUUACAAUAUAGAAGAAAUUUCGCUCGUCAAAAAAUACUGUAGGGACCUUGUCGGGGAUCGAGAGAGACGUGUUGAGGCGGCAGAGAUCGGUGUGAUCAGCCCGUACCGGAUGCAAGUCCGGGCGAUCAGGAGAAGCCUCAAAGAAGAGAACUUAGGCGACGUGACUGUCGGAUCGGUCGAGCAGUUCCAAGGACAGGAGCGACGGGUCAUCAUAUUUUCGACAGUGCGAAGCAACACGAAAACCACCGAAAGGAAGUCAGCGGGCUUCAUCGGAGACCCUCGUCGUCUGAACGUCGCGCUGACGCGCGCGCAGGCGCUGCUGAUCGUCAUCGGCGACCCGGCGGUCCUGGGCAAGAUCCCGCUGUGGCGUGGGUUCUUGAACUUUGUGCACAUGCGGGGUGGGCACACGGGGAAGAACUUCGACUGGGACUCUGCGACAGACGAGCCUGACGCGACGGAGCUCGUGGACCACGUCAGGACGAGAAUUAUGAAGUGAGGAGAGCGAAGGGCCGUUCGCCUGUAACAAUACGCAUCGCCAGCUGGUUGUAUUUGUAGUGUGUAUGUUCCGGAUCGUCGAUGUGCCAGGCACGUCGCGAGUGAUGAAACAGAGUCUGGCGGUGACCCCACC
Messenger RNA from Heterobasidion irregulare TC 32-1, 3045 nucleotides. RefSeq lists its product as uncharacterized. NCBI's taxonomy places the organism in Eukaryota, Fungi, Basidiomycota, Agaricomycetes, Russulales, Bondarzewiaceae. Gene Ontology annotation, molecular function: RNA binding; 5'-3' RNA helicase activity. The transcript is spliced from 10 exons. Bases 106 to 2913 code for a protein of 935 amino acids. The record is from RefSeq and is a predicted model, not a curated record.